CCGGCCGGCGAGCCGGUCCAGCGCGGGGGCGGGGGCGGCCUGGAUAUAAAGGGGCGGGAGGCGGGGGGCGAGGCGAGGCAGAGGGUCCCGACCACCGAGCUGUGCAGACCCCCGGGCCCCGGCCCCGCCCCCGCCGAGCUGCCCAGCGACGGCCGCAUGGUGCAGCUCAGCCCCCCGCCCAUCCCGCUGCAGCCCGCGGCCGCCGCCGCCGCCGCCGCCGCCGCCGCCGCCGCCGCCGGCCGAGCCAUGCUGUUCAGCUUCGGCCAGCCGCUGGCCGUCAUCAACAGUGGGUUUUUCGGAGAUCCGGACACCUUCCCCAUGUUCAGCAACAACAACCGAGUCAAGCGGAGACCCUCCCCCUACGAGGUGGAGAUCAAUGAUGGCCCGCACACCAAGGUGGUCCGUCGCAUCUUCACCAACACGCGCGAACGAUGGCGACAGCAGAACGUGAACGGGGCCUUCGCCGAGCUCCGCAAGCUCAUCCCCACCCACCCCCCCGACAAGAAGCUGAGCAAGAACGAGAUCCUGCGCCUGGCCAUGAAAUACAUCAAUUUCCUGGCCAAGCUGCUGAGGGACCAGGAGGAGGAGGGGAAUCAGCGCGGCAAAGGGGGAGCCAAGGAGGCCGCUCCCGGGGUGCAGGAGGACCUGCUCCAGGACAUUCUGUCUCCCAACUCGAGCUGCGGCAGCUCCCUCGAUGGGACGGGCAGCACCGACAGCUUCUCCGAAGAGGCCGAGGCGCUGGACGCCAAACACCCCCGGGGGCUUCACCCGUCCACCCUGCCGGUCGAGGGCAGCGGGCAGCGGUGACCCGUCCCGCGAACCCGCGGGGAGGGGGCGGGGAAAGAUGUGGGGGGACGGGUCCGGCCCCCAUAGGGAGCCUCCGGGACAGGAGGGAGGUUCUUGGCUGACCGGGAGGGCGGAGGGCGAUGGGGACCCCCCUCCCCGGGCCUCCCGUCCCCCCCCCCAUCCCCGCGACCCCCAAUUUCCGAGGGUCCCGGCUGGGAGGCGGCGCCCGGGCGCAGAGUCCACCCCGGACGCACAGGUACUUUCCUCCAAGAAUCCCAAAUCCCACCCGGCGCGGGCCCCGUCCUCGGGUUUUCCAGACGCUAAGCCCCCCCUUGGCCCUGCAACCCCCCAACCCUCCUCCUCUGGGGGGCCAACCGGCCCGCACUGACCCGGAGCACUGACCCUCCGUGGGGCCGGGCCCGGGCAGCGGCAGACCCUAACGGGUGGGUCGGCGUCCGGGCCCUUUGCAAACCUCGUCGGACUUCAGGUGGUGGUGAGUCGGGGUCGGGGUGUGGACUUUCGCUCCCCCACCCCCCACCCAGCAUCUUUGCGUCACUCCCACGGGAGACAAGGUACCCAGAUCCUCGCGCUGACCCCUCCGCCUCCCCCAUUCAGCUUUCGCGUCAACAUCGAAAUACCUCCUCGGGCCCGGCGUGCUCCAGGUGUUUCCUGUGAGGGGGUGACCUCCUAGGGCGGGGAAGCGAAAUGAGGCCGACCUUAACGCCUGCGUGCAUGUAUGUCCGGGCCUGUCGGCGUGCAUCCCGAGUUACACGCGCGCACACUCACACACAUGCAUCGACGUGUGCACACGCGAGGAUUUGGGUUGUACAGGAGGGGCUGGGGGCCAGACCCCGCCCCCGCCCCCCAUCCCCAUUUCCCGCAGAUCCUAUGAGCUCCCGGAUCGCCAGCGGGAAGAGCUUGGGUCUGAAGGGAAAGUUUCGGAAACUUGGAAGUUGUGCUGGACUGGUCGGUUCAGUGUUGGAACGUGGCUCCGGCCUUCCCAUCGGCACUCUUCCCGAAGGAUGGAAUGAAGCCACCUGAGGGGCUUCGAGGAAGGCCAGGGAGCUGGGUAUAAUAAUUAUGGUAUUUGUUAAGCGCUUACUACGUGCCGGGCACUGUACAAAGCGCUGGGGUGGACACAA
Messenger RNA from Ornithorhynchus anatinus (platypus), 1928 nucleotides. RefSeq names its product TAL bHLH transcription factor 1, erythroid differentiation factor (gene TAL1). The transcript has 3 exons. Gene Ontology annotation, biological process: regulation of transcription by RNA polymerase II. Gene Ontology annotation, molecular function: DNA-binding transcription factor activity, RNA polymerase II-specific; RNA polymerase II cis-regulatory region sequence-specific DNA binding; protein dimerization activity. The annotation marks the transcript as partial. The record is from RefSeq and is a predicted model, not a curated record. NCBI's taxonomy places the organism in Eukaryota, Metazoa, Chordata, Mammalia, Monotremata, Ornithorhynchidae.